Molecule: messenger RNA, 1251 nt
Organism: Suillus clintonianus
Lineage: Eukaryota; Fungi; Basidiomycota; Agaricomycetes; Boletales; Suillaceae
Exons: 3
Coding region: 384-905 (173 amino acids)
Source: RefSeq, a predicted model, not a curated record
UUAGACUUCAAUAUUCCAAGCUCAUGAACUCACCCCCGUUCGGGGGGUCAUAAGCACUUUACCAGCUUACCUAUAGUGCUGUAUUGCAACAAUUGCUCUGCAAAAAACUUGUUGCAGCGUGAAGAUGGAUCCUUCAGCCCCACAGACAGUAGCCAAGGGUGUACUCAUAACAUGCGACUACUGUCUGCGGUUUGACUUCAGGGUUGUAUGGCGUCCUCAAAUCACAACCACCAGGCCCUCUAUCGUUGUUUUCGGCUUUGAAUAGUGGCAUUGCAUCUGCAACAUUCUUCAGUAUGAUGUGCUUUUCUUCAGGAAUUCGACAGAAUUAACUGGCCCAUCCAGGCAUACGAGAGUACCUUGUUGGCCCUGUACUCGUCUUCUCAAUGCCCGGAAAACAGUACGAACUGCGCAGACAGAGACUCAAUGAAGCUACAGAAGGGGCUCCUACUGAUGUUUCCCGAAUAACGUGGGGUGACAUCCGCUCUCGUAAAGUACUCGACUCCAGCCUUAGCGGAGCUUUGGCUGGUGGCAUUCUUAACUCCUGGAAGCGCGGAAGAUCGGGAACUGUUCCUGGUCUAGCGACGGGCGCGGUGAUGUGCGGGCUCUUACAAUGUGCAUUCAAUGAGUUCGACAUUCUGAGGAUAACUCAUGUCUCCCGAGUGGCGCACACACCGCCUGUAGCAGCUGCUAUACCUGUAGCACCUGUUCCGACAGAACCCCGCCCUCCCUCCUUACCUGUGGCCGCCCUAGAACCACCCAGAUCGCUCACGGACCGAAUAUUUGCUAUGUUGGGUCAUAGAAUAUCCGACGAGGAGUAUCUGAACAGGGUGAAGACUCAAAGGGAUAAUCAUCUCCGUAGGAUCGAGCAACUUGAACGGGAACGUGACGGAAAGCGCGAGACUUGACAUCUCAUCGUCUUGCUACGGUUCUCGUACCGUUACACCAUCCCAUAUUGCCACAAAACUCCCUUUCUUCCAAGCCUUUAUUGCACCUUACCCAUCACUCGUAAUCAAGCACCCUAUAGCAAUGGACUUGUUGAGGCUUGUCGUUCCUUUCGCGUACUUGAGAGACACAUUUGGCGUGCACCCGCAGUUCCUUGGAGGGUAACUUUCUUCAACCAUGUUGAUGUCAAAAGUGUGCAGAUUGUGCUGAGUAGUCAACCGUGGCACUUCAGGUCUGCCACACGACUCGAAUCAAAUUCUCGUCGGCCAUGCAGUGUGAAAUAUAAGGUGCGUAUUCAAGCUGGAUAGA